CCUGAAUUUCCAAUUACUCUCUUAACUUUCAAUCGCACAGAAUUCAAGAUAUGAGAAGUCAAUGAUUAUGUCAUUCCCGGAAGGGAGAAUCGCGGAUGAACCGACAGUUUCGGUAUCCGUUAGAGAUCGAAAGAGAUUAAGAACACUCGGGGAGUCUGGCAAGAACAUGAUUAAAAACCCUGUUACCGAUUAUCAGAUCAAAUAUGUUCAUGCCUACUCAGCCGACAAAAAAAUAUCAAGUCCCGUAUGCAAAGACAGACAAAAUGAAACACAAAAGAGAGAAAAAGAGUGCAGAAAAGAAAGGAACAAGGAAUCUAAGAAAAGAGUUAAGAGAGAGGAGUAAGAAGAUUAGUUCCUGUUUAUUUUUGUCAUAGGAAAAUUUUAUAAUCAAACAUUUUUUAUUUUCACUUGACAUAUAGAAAGUUUCUACUAUUCUAUAUGUAUUUCUAUAAUCGUUGACUCGCAGAUAUAUUUUAUGUGCCUCGACGAUUUAAUUCGUUUCGUCUCAAAGAAAAUGACUCGCAAUUUUUUUAUCAACAUGCUACCAGUGACUAUUUUAUAAUUAUUAUAUAUAGGAAGACGAAAGUACGAAAUUGUGUAAAUAAAAUACUGUUUGGCAAAGUUUCCUUUGAUGAGCUCGCCGAAGCUCAGCAGCCUGGAAAAAUUCGAGCUGGAUUCCGGGGAAGAAUUACCGAAAGAGUUGGAGGUAAAAGACGAAGUAGUAUUGAAGUGCGGCAAAGAGUCAGAAGAAAGACCGAUAGAAGAAUCCGACGAGAAAUGCAAAGAGGUGAUGGAAAAAUCCAUACUGAAGGAGAGAUUAAUGGAAAAGUCAGAUGAUAAGAUGUCGUUGGAGAGAGUGAUGGAGAAAUCGAUGGAAGAUUUCAAACCUGAGAACACGGAGAAGCACCCCUUCGUUUUGAUUCGCAUCAGUCGCCAACCGCAAAUCCCUGCUACAGCUGAUCCGAACACCACGGUCCAAGUAGCCACCAAAGCACCGGUCAACUUCAAUAUCCAACCGAUAACAUCUGCGAACGCAAACAGCGUGAUCUUAAAAAAGCUUCCAGCUAUACUUCCGAGACACGGCGCGAAUCCCAAUAAAGCGGCUCCAGUAUUGUUAAUGAAAGACCAGCUCAGCUCACCGGUCAGCGGAUUUAUCGUUCCUCCGACAAACCUGAAUAAUAAUAACAAUAACAAAAAUAAUAAUAAUAAUAAUAAUAAUAAUAAUAAGAGUGUUUGGUCAAAGACGGCAACUACUUUCCCGCAGAUCUCGAAAGUGCCGGUGAUCCACCAGUCCGCUCAGAUUCAGAACAAGUUGGUGCCAGUGCGAGUGAUAGACAGCAAUGGUCAGAGUCAAGUGAAGAACGUACUGACGCCGGUCGUGAUGCCCAGCGCGCAGUUGGAAUCGAAUUUGCAGCAGGCGAGGAUUCAGAAGAUAUUCGGAGGGAUUAAAGGAAAAGGGAAACCGUUGGUCCCAAGUUCUCAGUCACCGUCGUUCACAGUGAAGUCUGAUAAACCGUUGAUACCGUGCACCGCUUCGAUGAAAGACAACGAGACGACAGAAAAGAAAGUGAUAAUACUGUUGACCGAAGAAGAAGUGAAGUACAUUGAGAGUAGCAGGAAAAGGAAAGAGCUGAGCAGAUUGGUCGAGGACGAGGACAUCGAGGAAAUCAGGCCGAUGAAGAUGGAGAAACAGGGAGAAGCAGAAGUGGCGCACGAGACCGAGACUCAAACGACGUCUGAGAUGGAAGAGGAGAAUGUUUUGUUGAAUUGCGAAUCGAGCGUGUGCCCGAUUUGUCAGAAGGAAUUGAAGACUGCCCAUCUGAUGCGAAGACACAUCCGGAGUAUACAUAAGAAGACUCUCAGCUGUGACAAGUGCGACAAAGUUUACUCGACCCGGCAGGGCUUGAUCGAACACCAAAAAGCGCACGAAGACGAUUUCUACCUGGAGUGCUCAAUCUGUCAUUUGCGUUAUAAACGAAAGGCCGGUCUCAGGCAUCAUCAGAUUCGUGUGCACAGCAACAUCGAGGCUAAAUACAUGUGCGACCACUGCGGCAAGCGUUUCAAACUGAAAGUGGAUCUUGGUUUGCACAUAGAGAAGAUCCACAUGUACUCCAGCCACAUCUGCAAGAUCUGUGGCAAGCUGGUGAAGGACGUAGCGAAUCACGAGUGGAGACACGAGAUGACGGCUACGAAGGCUAGCAGUCGUCGUUACCGUUGCACCCUUUGUCCGAAGAAAUUCUCCACGCGCAAUAAUCUCGACAAUCACCUGUUGCUGCACAGGGACGGUUUCAAGUGCAAUCACUGCGACGAGAUACACCAGUCGCAGAGCUCACUCGUACGGCACAAAGCCGCGAAGCACAGGACCACUGUGAUGACGUGCCCCGUUUGCGAGAGAUCGUUCAACAGCAGCAGCAAUCUUCAUCAACACGUACUAACUCACGCCGGGAUCAGACCGUACCGAUGCGACAUUUGCGACGAAGACUUCACGCAAAGGUCGAGCAUGUUGAGACACCGCAGGACUCACCCGGGGCCUCUCCCACCUUUCACGGAGAGCACACCGAUCGCUAAUAUCGCCAAACACGUUCUCGAGAAACUCCGAAAUGAAACGAAGCAAAAUUCCGAUACGGAGUAAUGUGAAAACGUGUGUUCGAAAAGUGUCAAUGCACUGGAGUAUGUAACAUUCCAAGGGAUAUGAAAUAUUGAACGUCGUCCGCCGUACGUUCCGGCGUCUAACACGUUUGUUAUGUUACUCUUGAUCGACGCUGACACUAUUAAUUGAUUAUAUUAAAAGUGUUUGAGAGUAG
Molecule: messenger RNA, 2804 nt
Organism: Ceratina calcarata
Lineage: Eukaryota; Metazoa; Arthropoda; Insecta; Hymenoptera; Apidae
Product: zinc finger protein 62 homolog
Exons: 2
Coding region: 632-2632 (666 amino acids)
Biological process (GO): regulation of transcription by RNA polymerase II
Cellular component (GO): nucleus
Molecular function (GO): DNA-binding transcription factor activity, RNA polymerase II-specific; RNA polymerase II transcription regulatory region sequence-specific DNA binding
Source: RefSeq, a predicted model, not a curated record